AUGGUUCAAUUAAUUAGAAGCAUUCGAGAAUGGAGGGAGAAGGACCAGGAGGAUAUUUCUCCUUUGCUUGGUUGGUCCUUUGCUUGGCUGGUCAUGCAUAGGAGAAUCCUUACGAAGGAAAGGACCUCAAAUUGGGGAGGAGACAAGCACUGUCAUAAUUGCACUAAUGUGACUGAAGAUGGCCUUCAUGUGUUGACGGAUUGUAGAAUGGUUGUUCAUGUGUGGAAAGCUUGCAACGAGAUUCAUGACCCUCUUUUCAGAAGACCCAGUAAUUCGAUCCUGGCUUUAUCCAGCUAUAUUAGCGAAUUUAAUACGGCAAGGACAACCCCAUCGCUUCAAAGUGCCCCCUCUAGUUCUAGUGGCCAGACCAGCUGGAGACCUCCUGGUCCUGGAUGGUGGAAAUUGAACGUAGAUGGUGCUGUUAAGACCAACCACAGAGUUGCUUCUUGUGGUGGGUUAGUGAGAGAUGACAAAGGUGGGCAGAUAACAGGUUUCUCCUAUUACAUUAGGAGCUGCUCUCCAUUGAUGGCUGAACUUUGGCCUAUUAUGAAAGGGCUGCAAAUUGCCUAG
Molecule: messenger RNA, 570 nt
Organism: Gastrolobium bilobum
Lineage: Eukaryota; Viridiplantae; Streptophyta; Magnoliopsida; Fabales; Fabaceae
Exons: 2
Coding region: 1-570 (189 amino acids)
Molecular function (GO): RNA-DNA hybrid ribonuclease activity; nucleic acid binding
Source: RefSeq, a predicted model, not a curated record